Lactuca sativa (garden lettuce) is the source of this 2808-nucleotide messenger RNA. Lineage: Eukaryota; Viridiplantae; Streptophyta; Magnoliopsida; Asterales; Asteraceae. The record is from RefSeq and is a predicted model, not a curated record.
GCUACUAAAAUCUAUAAAUGGAUACACAUCAUUUUGUCGCGUCUGUCGUCGUCUUCUUCCACGUUUUAUGUUCCGAAAUUUGACAACAAAGUGUUAUGAAUUCUCUAUUUCAGGAUUAGAUCUUCUCUUCCAUUUUUCGGAUUCUCUUUUUCGGCAUAUAGUUCUUUAUUGAACGCAUACAGCCAUUAGCACUGUAUUGCUACUAUUUCUUCAUAUUGUCCUGUUGCGGAUAUGAUUUUUUGUCCAUUAACAAAGUUGCUCUCAUUCUCCAUUUGAAAUUUCGCUUGAGAUAUGCUUCAGUAGAUUUUAUAUACUCCUUCCUAGUCGAUUCGAUUUACCAAUUCCGCCGAAAGUGUUGAUAGAUACUGGUGUUCGAUCUAACUUUUUGCUUUUGUUAAAUUUUCACUUUAAUGACCUAUUGGUUUCGUGUUAAUGAAACCGACUUUUUUAAAACAAGAUCAUACAUUUCGCUCUGUUGUGAGCCAAUGUCUAGUUAGAAUUCCGCCAUUGCUCUGUUUCCGCUUAUGUCUUCUUCAGAUCUGUUGUAAACUUGUAAUUCGAACCUUUUGCAGUUCAAAGAUUUACACUCUUUCAAAUCUAUAGAUUUGAACAAAGAUAAGUUUGCGUCUGUUCGUUGUUGAUCUUCACUUCCUCAGCACCAACAACCAAGGGUUAUAAAAGUUGAAUAAAGAACAUACCAAGUAUGAAGCAGACAGACAAAAAAUCAACAACAAAUUUUCAACCAAAACGUUCUGUAAGAUCACAAAUCAGAGAGAAUAAGUCAAACCAACCACCAAGAACAAAGAACACAGAUGCCAAACCUUUGCCUGUAAAACAACCAGACACAAACAUGGAGUCUGAAGAAGCAUCUCAAAAUCCCAAACAAAACAUCAUAAACUUAGAGAAAGAACGAGAUGAAUCAGACUCUGAAACAGUGACUGAUUCUGUAUCCACCACAAGUGGAGAUGAAAAACUAGAAACCAUUCCAGUAGUCUCACAAAAGCCUCCUGAAAACAAAAUAAUAUCAUCAUCAACUAAAAGAGCACCUUCUUCAAAUGGCAUAAAAGAUACAAAAGGGGGUGUGAAAGUUCAUCCAAAGCUAUCAUCUGCACCUUCAUCAGUGUCAUCCGAAGGAAUUGAUGAUCAAACUUGCGAAGAGCCAAAGGAAGUGAAUGAAACGAAAGAGAAUUUGGAUGAAAAGAUUGAAGAAAUGGAAAUGAGAAUUGAGAAACUUGAAGAGGAGUUGAGAGAAGUUGCUGCUCUUGAAAUUUCUUUAUAUUCUGUAGUACCAGAGCAUGGUAGCUCAGCCCAUAAAGUCCACACACCUGCACGACGACUUUCCAGGCUUUAUAUUCAUGCAGCCAAACACUACUCUCAAGGAAAACGCUCCACCAUUGCUAAGAACACUGCUUCUGGGCUUGUUUUGAUAGCAAAAUCUUGUGGCAAUGAUGUUCCAAGGUUGACUUUCUGGUGGUCAAACGCUGUUGUGUUGAGGGAAAUAAUAACACAAGCUUUUGGCAGUUCAUGUCAAUCAAGUUAUAAAAAGGAAGGUUCUAGUUCUACCCCUUCCCCACUAGCAUGGAAGGCUAAUUCUGGAAGUAAAGAAAUUAAUAAACCUGAUUUUAUGGAUUUCAUUGAUGAUUGGGAAGAAACAAGAAGUUUCACAUCUGCACUUGAGAAAGUUGAGUCAUGGAUCUUUUCAAGAAUUGUUGAGUCUAUUUGGUGGCAGACAUUGACUCCUAAUAUGCAAUCUCUAGCAGCUGAUACAAAUAGGAAUAAAUGUAAUGGGAAUUUGGGAAACCAACAACAGGGAAACUUUUCCAUUAAUUUAUGGAGGAUUGCUUUCCAUGAUGCUUUCAAGAGACUUUGUCCUGUUCGUGCAGGUGGCCAUGAAUGCGGUUGUCUGCCUGUUUUGGCAAGAAUGGUAAUGGAACAAUGUGUUGCUAGACUUGAUGUAGCCAUGUUUAAUGCUAUUCUUCGUGAAUCAAUCCAUGAAAUCCCAACUGAUCCUGUGUCAGAUCCUAUUGUUGAACCAAGGGUUUUGCCUAUUCCAGCUGGGGAUUUGAAUUUUGGUUCUGGGGCACAACUCAAGAAUGCCGUUGGAAAUUGGUCUAGAUGGCUUUCUGAUUGGUUUGGGAUGGACACCGAGGAUGAGCAUGGUGAAGAUGAUGGUGAACUCAAAUGUUUUCAUCUGUUGAAUGCAUUAAGUGAUCUUUUAAUGCUACCUAAAGACAUGCUUAUGGACAGAUCAGUUAGAACCGAGGUAUGCCCAUCAAUUAGUCUUCCAUUGCUUAAACGGAUUCUCUGCAACUUCACUCCAGACGAAUUCUGUCCAGAUUCAGUUCCUGGUGCUGUUUUGGAAGCAGUAAAUGCUGAGUCCAUUAUAGAGCGUAGAUUAUCAGGAGACGAUUCAAGCAGCUUCCCAUACGCAGCGGCUCCGGUCAAAUACAAACCGCCUUCCACCACCGCUAUCUCUCAGAAAGUGUCAGAAGCCGGUGGAAAAUCUCAACUGAGUAGAAACGCAUCCGUUGUUCAAAGAAAAGGUUAUACAAGUGAUGAGGAACUACAAGAACUCGAUUCACCACUCAGUUCAAUUAUCGAUAAACUACCUUCAUCACAAACUAAUGGAAACGGUCAACAUACAAACCAAACAUCUUGUGUUGCAGUCAACUCACGUUAUGAACUUCUUCGGGAAGUCUGGUUAUCAUAACCACUUCCAAAAAAUGAGAGCCAUUUUAAUCUUUUCUUUUGUAUCUUGAUCAUAUAAUAUAAUGUAUACCAUAUAAUAAAUAACGUUUUUCCACUCAA